AUGCUUGGAAACAAAUCGACAAUAAGAGAGUAUAAAAUAGUGGUUGUUGGUGGAGGCGGUGUUGGUAAAUCCGCUCUAACCAUUCAAUUGAUUCAGUCAUACUUCGUGGACGAAUAUGAUCCAACAAUUGAAGACUCUUACAGAAAGCAAGUGGUCAUCGACGACAAAGUAUCCAUUUUGGAUAUUCUAGAUACUGCGGGCCAAGAGGAGUAUUCGGCCAUGAGAGAACAAUACAUGAGGACCGGUGAAGGUUUUUUGUUGGUUUACUCUGUUACUUCUAGAAAUUCCUUUGAUGAAUUGUUGUCUUAUUAUCAGCAAAUUCAAAGGGUUAAAGAUUCCGACUAUAUCCCCGUAGUUGUGGUAGGCAACAAGCUGGACCUUGAAAAUGAAAGACAAGUUUCUUACGAAGACGGGUUACGUUUGGCUAAGCAAUUGAAUGCUCCCUUUCUCGAAACCUCUGCAAAACAGGCUAUUAAUGUAGAUGAGGCGUUUUACAGUCUUAUCCGUUUGGUAAGGGACGAUGGUGGGAAAUACAACAGCAUGAAUGGUCAAGCGGAUGAUGCUACCACUCCAAAUAAGACAAGGAAAUCCAAUUCGACUACAUCGCAAAGCGCUCAUAAGGCUCAUGUGAAUAGCGGAACUCUUGGGCCUGGCAGUUCGUUGGCUCAGGAUGUCACCAACUCUGUUCGCAAGUCAAACGCUGAUCAUAAUGUAGAAACUGCUAACGGAACUGGCGAAAUAAGUCAUAAUAAUGACAAAAAUAAUAACGACAACAAUGAUGAUUCUAAUUUCAAUAACAGCAAUAGAAAUAGAAAUGAGAAUGUUGAUGGCAAUCGUGAUAAUCCGCCAAAGGCAAGAAAUAAACAGUCCGCCGGACCCCAGAAAAUCCCAAGCUCAGGCGCUAAAAAUGAAUCGAGUGGCGGUUGUUGUGUAAUUUGUUGA
This is a messenger RNA of Saccharomyces kudriavzevii IFO 1802, 942 nucleotides long. It is a transcript of the gene RAS1, whose product is annotated as Ras family GTPase RAS1. Gene Ontology annotation, biological process: signal transduction. Gene Ontology annotation, molecular function: GTPase activity; GDP binding; GTP binding. The record is from RefSeq and is a predicted model, not a curated record. Gene Ontology annotation, cellular component: plasma membrane. The transcript has a single exon. NCBI's taxonomy places the organism in Eukaryota, Fungi, Ascomycota, Saccharomycetes, Saccharomycetales, Saccharomycetaceae. Bases 1 to 942 code for a protein of 313 amino acids.